This is a messenger RNA of Momordica charantia (bitter melon), 2358 nucleotides long. RefSeq names its product Heavy metal transport/detoxification superfamily protein. The record is from RefSeq and is a predicted model, not a curated record. Gene Ontology annotation, molecular function: metal ion binding. NCBI's taxonomy places the organism in Eukaryota, Viridiplantae, Streptophyta, Magnoliopsida, Cucurbitales, Cucurbitaceae.
GCAGCAAUAACAACCGCCUCUCUCUCUCUCUCUCUGUGUGAAGAUUUUAAAUAGCAAAGAGAAAACCCUGAAAGAAGGGGAUAAAAGCUUAAAAGGGGAACCCCCAUUCUUCACCUUUCAAACUAAAUAUUCCAUUUCAUUUCAUUUCUCUCUCUCUCUCCCUCUCUCUCACUUACUUCAAUUUUCCUCUUCUUCUUCUGAAUCUUAAGAGAGAAGAGGCAUUCUACUUCAAAGCUUCAAUCACAAGAGGGAGAACACAGCAGAAAAGCUUAAAGUGAAAGCCCUCAAUUCCAUUUCUGUUCCCUCUCUCUCUGUGGCUUCACUUCUUCUCUCUAAGAAAGGAGGAUGAGUAACAAACAGGAUUUCAUGAAGAUUCAGGCCUGUGCUCUCAGAGUAAACAUUCACUGUGAAGGAUGCAAGCAGAAGGUCAAGAAAAUCCUUCAGAAAAUUGAUGGAGUUUACACAGUGAAGAUAGAUGCAGAACAAGGGAAGGUCAGUGUGACAGGAAAUAUAGAUCCAGCUAAACUGAUACAAAAGCUUGAGAAAUCUGGGAAGCAUGCUGAGCUAUGGGGGGCUCAGUUAAAUCCAAGCAAUUUCAACAACAACAACCAGUUCAAGAGUAUGCAGUUUCAGAAUGUCAAAGGAGGAGGAGGGGGAAAAGACAACAACAUGAUGAACAACAAGUUUCAGAUGGAGAAGGCUUUUCUUCAACAACAACAACAACAACAACAACAACAAUUGAAGGGCUUCUCCAACAACAAAGGAGGUAACCACAAUCUUAACAAUCUCAAUAAUCUCAUGGCUCCUCCAAAAGAUAAGAAGUCUGUUAAGUUCAACUUGCCUGAGGAAGUCUCUGAUUUUAGUGGUGAUGAGUUUGAUGAUGAGUUUGAUGAUGAAUUUGAUGAUGAAGAUGAUGAGUUUGAUGAUGAAGAUGAUGAACAAGAGUUUGGCCAUGGUCAUGGCCACGGACAUGCUUUACCAAACAAAAUGAUGCCUAUGAUGGGGAAAGGAGGAGGGUCUCUUGGGUCAAAUGGGCCCAUGGGACCCAAUGGGAUGAUUAAUUUCAAUAUGAUGAAUAGUAAGAAAAGUGGGGAUGGUGCUGCCAAGAAGGGUGAAGUUAUUGACUUCCCUGUUAUGAUGAAGGGUAACAAGGGUGGAGGAGGAGGGAAUGAAGGCAAAAACAGUAAGGGAGGAGGGAAGAAAGACGGUGGCGGUGGCGGUGGCGGUGGCGGUGGCGGUGGCGGGAAUAAGAGUAAGAGCAAGGGAGGAGGGGAGCAGAAGAAAGAGGGGAAGAAGGGGGGUGGGUUUCUGGGGUUGGGUAAAAAGGGGCUGUUUGGUUUUGGUGGUAAAAAUGGGGGCAAAAAAGAGAGUGGCCACAGCAAGAAGAAAGGCAGCAGCAAUAAUAAAAGUUCAGAAGGUGGUGGAGGAGGAAAACAUAAUGGCAAUGGGGCCAAAAAAGGAGGCAAAAAUGAUGGCCUCCAUGAAUUUGACAAGCUAGAUAUUGGCUUCCAUGACCUUGAUAUUUCCAAACCAAGCAAAGGAGGAAAGGGUAAUGGUGGAAAUGGUAAGAGUAUGGGGCAGAUGGGCCAAAUGGGCCAUGGUAAUGCAAACAAGAGCCAGAUGGGGCAGAUGGGGCAGAUGGGGCAAAUGGGGCCUGGUGGUAUUAAUAGGGGCCAGAUGGGCCCUGGUGGUGCCAAUAUGGGCCCACCAAUGGGAAAUUAUCCAAUGACUCAGAUGGGUAACAUUCCAGCAGUACAAGGUCUACCAGCACAACAAAUGAUGAAUGGAGGAGGAGGAGGGUAUUACCAAGGAAUGGGACAGGGGAACCCUUACAACCCACAACAACAACAGUACAUGGCCAUGAUGAUGAACCAACAAAGAGGAGUUGGAGUUGGGAAUGAUAUGUUCCAACCCAUGAUGUACUCCCGGCCGAACCCAGCCGUGAACUACGCCCCGCCACCGCCGAUGUUCCCUCCAGUCGCAACCGACCAGUACACACACUUCUUCAGCGACGAAAAUACUGAUAGUUGCAGUAUCAUGUAAAUUUUUGCCCCAAAAAAACAACUCUUCCCUUUCCUCUCCCCCCUUUGGUUAAUUUUCUAGGACUAGUGCUUUUGUGGUAGCUAUAGCCUUAGCUGAAUGUAGAAAUGGGUGCAAAGUUUUUACAGUACCAUUGCUUGUGUUACUUGAGAAGAAAAAGAAAAUGGGAUCAAACUUUGAUUCAUUCACAGUUUAAUCCCUUCAAAGUUAAAACUCCACUCAGUAUUUUUACCGUUUCUUUUGUUUCUAUACUGACCUUUCAACUUGCAGAGGUAAUAAAAACAGAGCCCUUAUGGCUCCUCAGUACCUUUAUUGUGA